Lachnellula hyalina is the source of this 252-nucleotide messenger RNA. RefSeq lists its product as uncharacterized. The transcript has 2 exons. The record is from RefSeq and is a predicted model, not a curated record. Gene Ontology annotation, molecular function: catalytic activity. The coding region runs from base 1 to 252 and encodes 83 amino acids. Lineage: Eukaryota; Fungi; Ascomycota; Leotiomycetes; Helotiales; Lachnaceae.
AUGGCUUAUAUUGCCAGGUCAUACCGCUCUAGGCAGCUCUUACUGCCUCUUAAUUUAGUCUUUUGCGGAGACUUUAAUGCCUAUAACCCGUGGUGGGACCCCCUAUAUAAGGCAUGUGACGAAGAAGGCAAUACGCUAGUAGACUGGAUCGACUACUAUGAUUUAGCCCUCUUAAAUACCCCUAGUAUUAGCACCUUCUAUUGUCUGCAUAUGGCUAGGCCGAUAAAUAUCAACCUUACGCUAGCGCAUUGA